Oryctolagus cuniculus (rabbit) is the source of this 3189-nucleotide messenger RNA. Lineage: Eukaryota; Metazoa; Chordata; Mammalia; Lagomorpha; Leporidae. The record is from RefSeq and is a predicted model, not a curated record.
CCAGGAGCGGAGGCGGCUUGGCGGGAUGGCGCUGAGGAACAGCGUUUCCGGAGGGCAGAGCACCGUCCCGGCCUCAGAACUGACGCUCAGAGGGAGGAAGACGAGGGAGCGGCGCGCACAGCUUCCUGGGAAGAGCGAGGGACCUUCAGGGACAAUCUGUGAGGACUUGGGUAGAAAUGACCUCGACAUGAAACCAUAGUACUGGUAUUCCCAGUGGGCAGGCCCCAUUCCUGUUGUUAGCCUGUGUUAAGAGAGUGACAGCUCCUGCACCUGGAAAGUCUCUCUUCCAGCGGCUGCUGGGUGAAGCAAGAUCAUCAGCUCUGACAUGCAAAAGCUCCAUUGACUCACUGCAGUUCCCUCUACAUCUAAUCAGAUUUUUGAGGCAAGAGCAUUCGUGAUAACACAGUGAGUAACUGGUUUUUGGAAAUUUUUGUGGCAGUUUAGAGAAGCUGGGGUCUGGAGGAAGAAAGAGUUCCUGAGAUCAGUAAACAGGGUCAACUUAUGGAAAGACAGUUCUCAGGGCUUAGGAUAGGGUUGGCAUUUGCAGGAAUGGAUUUAUAGGCCUCAUGUGGUAAAUGAUAAAUUGACUUUAAUAUGUAUCUGCAUCAGUGAACAUCUAGGUUUUCCCUUUCUCUAGUCCCUGUGGUCAUAUGGUUAGUGAAAUGGAAGCAAAGAAAAUUAAGGAGUCAAAAGACUUUAUUGAAAUCUGUGGCAUGCCUUUGGAUAUCAUUUCUAAUUUAUCUAUUCAUCCACCCAUCCAUUCAGCACUUAACUGGACACCAUCCAAAUGCUGUGAGUCACUUUACCAAGCAGCUCUGCAAGGAGUUGGAAUGGGAGGGCAGUGAGAAUGUUACACUGUUAAAUAUUUACAAGGCAAGCCACUUGCCCUGAUCAUCUAUCAGAAAUUACCUGUAUGAAUGCAGGCCAGAUCAGUGACAUCACCCUUCGCUCAUGUCUAGAUGUAUAAAAUAGUCAUAUUUUCUGGGUAGCCUCAGGAAGUAAAAUCUUAAAUCUUCACUUGCUGAGUCCCUAACAAUAGUAAACAGAGAAGGAAACAAACCUUUAUAAAAUUGCAUUUAAAAACUCAUUCCUUCCAUUCUUCCUUCAUAUAUCUCCUCUAGGAUCAUUUGUUGAGUUCCUGCUAUGUGCAGUGUACUCUGCAGAUGUGGUGAAAAGAGAGAAAAUAAAAUGAUAAAGAGAAAGUGGUAAUAAAAUGUGAAAACUAAAUAAAUGAGAGAAAAGGAUGACAGGAUGACUAUGGUCUUCUCUCAAAAGUAAAAUGGCUAGUCACUCAAGAAAAUAAUUGAUUCUGUGGCUGCAAUCAUGAUAGUAAAAAUGUGGAUCCUCAAAUUAAAAAAUAAACCAUAAUUCCAUAGUGAUGGAAAUAUUCUGUGACACCCUGUUCACUUACACUAGGUACCUGAACUGAAUUUUCUUUCCACAUUAAAUGGCUGAAAAAGGUGGCUGAUGAGUCAACACAGUGCACCUCAUACCCUCAUACACCCUCUCCUUUCAUUUAAUGACUAAUCCAGCCCCUUCUUUGCUCCUCAGCACACAUCUCACUGCCGCCGUGGAGAGGGCAUGACAGAAAAUCAAACAUCAGUCACAGAAUUCACUCUCUUGGGAUUUUCACUCAGCCCAAAGAUUCAGAUAUUCCUCUGCAGCCUCUUCUCCCUUUUCUAUGCCUUCACUCUGCUGGGGAAUGGAGUCAUCCUGGAGCUCAUCUGUCUAGACUCCAAACUACAUACCCCCAUGUAUUUUUUCCUGUCACACCUGGCCGUGGUGGAUAUUUCAUAUGCUUCCAACAAUGUCCCCAAGAUGCUGGCAAACUUUCUAAGCAAGGGAAAAACAAUCUCCUUUGCCUCGUGCAUUAUGCAGACCUUCUUGUACAUGGCCUUUGCUCACACCGAGUGUCUCCUUCUGGUGGUGAUGUCCUAUGAUCGCUAUGUGGCCAUCUGCCACCCCUUGCAAUAUUUUGCCAUGAUGAGCUGGAGAAUCUGCAUCACCCUGACUGUGACUUCCUGGGCCUGUGGCUGCAUCUUGGCCCUGGUCCAUGUGGUUCUCCUCCUGAGGCUGCCCUUCUGCGGGCCUCAUGAAAUCAACCACUUCUUCUGUGAAAUCCUGUCUGUCCUCAAGCUGGCCUGUGCUGACACAACGCUCAACCAAGUGGUCAUCUUUGCUGCUUCUGUGUUCAUCUUGGUGGGGCCCCUGUGCCUGGUGCUGGUCUCCUACACGCGCAUCCUGGUUGCUAUCCUGAGGAUCCAGUCUAGGGAGGGCCGCACAAAGGCCUUCUCCACGUGCUCCUCCCACCUCUGUGUGGUGGGACUCUUCUUUGGCAGUGCCAUUGUCAUGUACAUGGCCCCCAAAUCCAGCCACCCUGAGGAGCAGCAGAAGAUCCUUUCCCUGUUUUAUAGCCUUUUCAACCCUAUGCUGAACCCCCUGAUCUACAGCCUGAGGAAUGCAGAGGUCAAGGGUGCCCUGAGGAGGACGCUGUGGAAACAGACAUCAAGGUGAGAGAAGACAGGGAGUCUGAAAGGUGGGAAAUUUGCUCUCUCUGGGAUUUGUGGGAUUGGUAAUAUAAAUGCCUAAAGUCACAUCACUUAAAUUUCUAAACUUAAGGCUAUAUAUUGAUCAAAUUCUGUGAAAGGGAAGGGAAAAAGAAAAAAUAUAGGCUAGUUUCACACACAUAUGAACUUGACAGGAAAAACUGACCAAAAAGUUCAAGCUUCUGCAAAAGGUAACUGGAAUAGAUGAUUUAUAAAGAAAUGUAUUCUCCAUUUCGGUGUCCACGGGAAGUACAUGGCUGACCAGACUUGCAUGGAUCGUUGAGGCCUUGGUGCAUAACCACCAGCGUCAAACUUGGGGUGCAGACUCCCACCUGGCCGUGGCACAGGGGAGGAGGAGGGCAGAGCUACUGGCCCUGUGGUUCCUCUGAAGAACAAAAUGGGAGAUGCUGAAGCAGGCAAGAUCUUUAUUGAGAAAUGUGCUCAGUGCCACACAGUAGAAAAAGGUGGAAAACACAAGACUGGUCCAAAUCUUUGGAGGUCUCUGGCCAAAAAACAGAACAAGCAGGAGGAUUCUCUUAUUCUGAUGCAAACAAACAAACAAAAAAAGGUACUACCUGGGGAGAAGAUACUCUGAUAGAAUAUUUGGAGAACCCAAAGAAAUAUAUCCCUGGAACUAAAAUUG